UUUCUGUGUGCCACGGAGUUCUUUGCCCUAGGAGAAGAUCCUCUCUGGCAGCGCUCUCUUGUAAGUAGAAAUUUCGCGAUCCAUCGAAUCGAUCGGCCGGGGCAGCAUCCUCUGGAUCUAGCUGCCGCGAUCGCAUCGCAUGGCUCUAGUCGCCGCAGCUUGUUCUUCCAGCGCAUCGAACAUCCAGGGCCUAGAUUCUUCCCGGCGCGAGAGGCGACAUAGGGAUUCUAGUUGCUCCAGCUCUAGAAUUGUCGUGGUGAGCAAAUUGGAGCAGGGCAUUCCAGCUGCUGGAUCUAGCAAGAGCUUCGGAAUUCUCAAAGACAGGCGAGAUUUUUCUUCUUCUUCGAAUUUUUUCCUCAAGAUCAGACAUCUUCAAGCCCGGCAAAAUAAUUUGGGCGACGAGAUUUUCAGAUGGCUAUCGACACAGCAAAAGAGCGAUGGCAAACUGGAUUCGUAUGCUACGUGGUGCAUGUCGCUCGCGGUUAUGAUCUCCGUGAUGAUCACACCGGCGGACGCGCAAGCUUUUGUGAAUACGUCAACGCAAAGAUUCCUGUCGGAUGAGCUUGUGACUAUCAACUUAUUCCGGAAUUCGACUCCAUCGGUCGUGUACAUCACAAAUCUAGCAGUCAGGCGAGACGCCUUCACCUCGGACAUAAUGGAAGUCCCUCAAGGAUCGGGAUCGGGAUUUGUCUGGGACAAAGACGGGCACAUUGUUACAAACUAUCAUGUUAUUCGAGGAGCCUCUGACUUGAAAAUCACAAUGGGAGACCAAUCUACGCACGAAGCCUCCAUAGUCGGCUAUGACCAAGACAAGGACGUUGCGGUUUUAAAAAUCGAUGCCAGCAGCAACAAAACAUUACGACCGCUGCCACUAGGGAAUUCUUCAGAGCUUCUCGUUGGGCAGAAAGUAUUCGCUAUAGGAAAUCCGUUUGGACUGGAUCACACGCUAACCACGGGAGUCAUCAGUGGCCUGCGACGAGAGAUCACAUCUGCUGCAAACGGUCGUCCAAUACAAGACGUAAUUCAGACCGAUGCAGCAAUAAAUCCCGGUAACAGCGGCGGUCCGCUGCUCGACAGCUCUGGUAACCUCAUCGGCAUCAACACGGCAAUUUACUCGCCAUCAGGUGCGUCAUCCGGCGUUGGCUUCUCCAUCCCCGUUGACACGGUGGCUGGCAUCGUCGACCAGAUCAUCAAGUAUGGCAAAGUGACGAGACCGGUUCUGGGGAUUUCGUUUGCGCCGGACCAAUCAGUGGAGCAACUUGGCGUGAGUGGAGUCCUCGUACUCGGCGCCUCUCCUGAUGGCCCUGCUGGCAAAGCCGGAUUGCGAUCGACAACGAGGGACGCCUAUGGCCGGCUUGUCAUGGGCGACAUUAUCGUGUCCAUGAACGGGCAGAAGAUUAGCAAAGGCAGCGACCUUUACAAAAUUCUUGACGCCUGCAAAGUCGGGCAGACUGUAAAUCUCGAAGUUCUUCGUGGAGAAGAGACGGUGACCAUGACCAUUACAUUGGAAGCUCGCGACUAAUUUCCGGCCACGGAGGGGUUCCUAGCAAGGAUGGCCUCUAUAGCAUAGUGGUAGUGCGUUCGCUUCGUAAGCGAAAGGUCGCGAGUUCGAUCCUCGCUAGGGGCUUGUGUGCAUUUUAACCGUUGCUAGUCACAACUUUAUUUUGUACGAUGCGAUA
This is a messenger RNA of Selaginella moellendorffii, 1679 nucleotides long. RefSeq names its product protease Do-like 1, chloroplastic. The record is from RefSeq and is a predicted model, not a curated record. Gene Ontology annotation, molecular function: protein binding; serine-type endopeptidase activity. The transcript is spliced from 8 exons. The coding region runs from base 140 to 1522 and encodes 460 amino acids. NCBI's taxonomy places the organism in Eukaryota, Viridiplantae, Streptophyta, Lycopodiopsida, Selaginellales, Selaginellaceae. Gene Ontology annotation, biological process: proteolysis.